Andrographis paniculata is the source of this 504-nucleotide messenger RNA. RefSeq lists its product as uncharacterized. The transcript has 2 exons. The coding region runs from base 1 to 504 and encodes 167 amino acids. The record is from RefSeq and is a predicted model, not a curated record. Lineage: Eukaryota; Viridiplantae; Streptophyta; Magnoliopsida; Lamiales; Acanthaceae.
AUGGAUAGCAGAGAAGAAGAAUCUGAACACGAAAAUGAGGCACCAUCGUUCUGGACGGCGGAACGCCAAAGAGCCGACGCAAGACGACGGAGACGGAUGCGAUUGCGGCUACUCGAGCGAGAACAACUUAAACGUUUUCAUGCCAGGUUUCGGAUGCGGCGUGAGCUUUUCACUCGGAUAUUAUCAGAUAUGUGUAGUAACAAUCGCUAUUUCACGCAGAAGCCUGAUUGUACGAACCGCCUAAGACAUUCCCCGCUCCAAAAAGUGAUGGCUGCUAUACGGGUGCACGGGUAUGGGUGUUGUUUUGAUAGUGCAGACGAAGUCAUAAAGAUUGGAGGUAGCUCAAUUCGAUGGGCAACAAUGGAGUUUUGUGAAACAAUCGUUCGAGUUUACAAAGAACAAUAUUUACGUGAUCCAACGCCUGAUGAUAUAUCCCGCCUUCUGUCUGAAAAUAAAGCUCGUGGGUUUCUCGGGAUGAUAGACUCACUUGAUUGUAUGCAUUGA